AUGACCAAGUACUCCGAGUCCUACUGCGACGUCCUCAUUGUGGGUGCUGGCCCCGCCGGCCUGAUGGCCGCCCGCGUCCUCUCCCAAUACGUCCGCGAGAACCCCGACCUCAAGGUCCGCAUCAUCGACAAACGCUCCACCAAGGUGUACAACGGCCAGGCCGACGGAUUGCAAUGCCGCACCAUUGAGUCGCUCAAGAACCUCGGCCUCGCCGACAAGAUUCUCGAGGAGGCCAACGACAUGUCGUCGAUUGCGCUUUACAACCCAGACGCCAGCGGCAAGAUCCACCGCACCGACCGUAUCCCCGACACUCUCCCCGGCAUCUCGCGGUACCACCAGGUCGUCCUCCACCAGGGCCGCAUUGAGCGUCACAUCCUCGACUCGAUCAACGAGGUCUCGGACACGCGCGUCAAGGUCGAGCGUCCCCUCAUUCCCGAGAAGAUGGUGAUUGACUCGUCCAAGGCCGAGGACCCGGACGCUUACCCCGUCACCAUGACCCUUCGUUACAUGGGCGAGGACGAGUCGACGCCGCUUCAGUUUGGCCACAGGACCGAGAACGGCCUUUUCCGUUCCAACCUCCAGACCCAGGAGGAGGAGGACGCCAACUACCGCCUUCCUGAGGGCAAGGAGGCCGGCGAGAUUGAGACCGUGCACUGCAAGUACGUUAUCGGAUGCGACGGUGGGCACUCGUGGGUGCGUCGCCAGCUCGGAUUCGAGAUGGUGGGCGAGCAGACCGACUACAUCUGGGGUGUUCUCGACGCCGUCCCGGCUUCCAACUUCCCGGACAUCCGGUCGCGUUGCGCGAUCCACUCGGCUGAGAGCGGAUCGAUCAUGAUCAUCCCGCGCGAGAACAACCUCGUCCGCUUCUACGUCCAGCUCCAGGACCGCGCCGAGAAGGGGCAGCGUGUCGACCGCACCAAGUUUACCCCCGAGUCGGUUAUCGCCAACGCCAAGAAGAUCUUUGAGCCCUACACCUUUGAUGUUCAGCAGCUCGACUGGUUCACCGCCUAUCACAUUGGCCAGCGUGUCACGGAAAAGUUCUCCAAGGACGACCGCGUCUUCAUCGCCGGUGACGCGUGCCACACCCACUCGCCCAAGGCUGGCCAGGGCAUGAACACGUCCAUGAUGGACACGUACAACCUUGGUUGGAAGCUUGGUCUCGUCCUCAACGGCCGCGCCAAGCGCGACAUUCUCAAGACGUACGAGCAGGAGCGCCAGCCAUUUGCUCAGGCCCUCAUCGACUUUGACCACCAGUUCUCGCGUCUGUUCUCGGGCCGCCCGGCCAAGGACGUCGCUGACGAGAUGGGUGUCUCGAUGGACGUCUUCAAGGAGGCCUUUGUCAAGGGUAACGAGUUUGCGUCGGGCACUGCCAUCAACUACGACGAGAACCUCGUCAUCGACAAGAAGGGCUCCAAGCAGGAGCUGGCCAAGAACUGCCUUGUCGGCACCCGCUUCAAGUCGCAGCCCGUCGUCCGCCACUCUGAGGGUCUCUGGAUGCACUUUGGUGACCGUCUUGUCACCGACGGCCGGUUCCGCAUCAUUCUCUUCGCCGGUAAGGCCACCGACGCUGCCCAGAUGGCCCGCAUCCAGAAGUUUGGUCAGUACCUCGACUCUGCCAACUCUGUCGUCUCGCGUUUCACCCCCAAGGGCGACGACCGCAACUCGCGCAUCGACGUCAUCACCAUCCACUCGUGCCACCGCGACGACAUUGAGAUGCACGACUUCCCCGCUCCCUCCCUCCACCCCAAGUGGCAGUACGACUUUAUCUACGCCGACUGCGAGUCGUGGCACCACCCCCACCCCAAGUCUUACCAGGCCUGGGGCGUCGACGAGACCAAGGGUGCUGUCGUCGUCGUCCGCCCCGACGGCUACACCAGUCUUGUCACCGACCUUGAGGACACGGCCGAGCUUGACAAGUACUUCAACGGCAUCCUUGUCGAGCCCAAGGAGAAGGCCGGCGCCCAGACCGAGGCCAACUGGACCAAGAUCUCGGCCUAG
This is a messenger RNA of Cutaneotrichosporon cavernicola, 1998 nucleotides long. RefSeq lists its product as uncharacterized. Gene Ontology annotation, molecular function: FAD binding; oxidoreductase activity. The record is from RefSeq and is a predicted model, not a curated record. Lineage: Eukaryota; Fungi; Basidiomycota; Tremellomycetes; Trichosporonales; Trichosporonaceae. The transcript has a single exon. Bases 1 to 1998 code for a protein of 665 amino acids.